AUGCGCUCAUUGUUUAGAUCGGGACAAUGUGUGUGUAAACGAAACGCAGGUGGACGUCAAUGUGAUAAAUGUGCGGAUGGUUUUUACAAUUUGCAAGGCUACAAUCAGCUUGGUUGCGAACCUUGUAAAUGUGACAUUGGUGGCUCACUUCGAGCUGAUUGCGAUGGUGAAACUGGGCAGUGCCGUUGCCGACCAAGAGUUACCGGGUUGCAAUGCGAUAAACCUAUAGAAAAUCAUUACUUCCCAACGCUUUGGCAUAAUCAGUACGAAGCCGAAGAUGGCCAUACCGAAGAC
Messenger RNA from Cylicostephanus goldi, 294 nucleotides. The record is from the annotation of a GenBank genome assembly. Lineage: Eukaryota; Metazoa; Nematoda; Chromadorea; Rhabditida; Strongylidae.